Molecule: messenger RNA, 4803 nt
Organism: Mastomys coucha (southern multimammate mouse)
Lineage: Eukaryota; Metazoa; Chordata; Mammalia; Rodentia; Muridae
Gene: Foxred2
Product: FAD dependent oxidoreductase domain containing 2
Exons: 9
Coding region: 161-2158 (665 amino acids)
Molecular function (GO): monooxygenase activity; flavin adenine dinucleotide binding
Source: RefSeq, a predicted model, not a curated record
CGUGGCCGCUGUGGCGCGAGUCAGCCCGAGCUUCCCUCCACUGCAGCCUGCCGAGGGAGUAUCGCUGGGCCACCGGUGGCGGCAGCGUGCGGGUCGGAAGCUCAGCCUGGGCACCGCGCACGCGCCAGAAGCAGUGCGGGACAGCGGAGACCGCCGCAGGAUGGGUCCCUCGGGGCUGCUGGUGGCCCUAGCCUUGCACCUGGCAGUGUGCUCCCGUCCGCACCGGGACUACUGCGUGCUGGGCGCCGGUCCUGCGGGCCUGCAGAUGGCCGCCCUCCUGCAUCGAGCCGGCAGGGACUACGAGGUAUUCGAACGCGAGUCCGCACCUGGCAGCUUCUUCACUCGAUACCCGCGCCACCGCAAGCUCAUCAGCAUCAACAAGCGGCACACGGGCAAGGCCAACGCUGAGUUCAACCUCCGCCACGACUGGAACUCUCUGCUCAGCGAUGACCCACACCUGCUCUUCAGACACUACUCACAGGCUUACUUCCCCGACGCCAGCGACAUGGUGCGCUACCUGGGUGACUUCGCACAGCGCCUGAGGCUCCAUGUGUUAUACAACACAAACAUCACCCAUGUGACUCUGGACAAGGAUCCACAAGCCUGGAAUGGCCAUUACUUCAUUCUGACGGACCAGAAGGGCCAGGUUUACCAGUGCAGCGUCCUACUUGUAGCCACUGGUCUGGCAGUCCCCAAACUGGUUGACUUCCCUGGCUCUGAAUAUGUGGAGGGGUACGAGUCUGUGUCCGUAGAUCCUGAAGACUUUGUGGGUCAGAAUGUGUUGAUCCUGGGCCAUGGGAACUCAGCCUUCGAGACAGCAGAAAACAUCUUGGGUGUCACUAACUUUGUCCACAUGCUGAGCCGUUCCCGGGUUCGGCUCUCCUGGGCCACCCACUAUGUUGGAGACGUCAGGGCCAUCAACAAUGGCCUACUGGACACCUACCAACUGAAAUCACUAGACGGGCUCCUAGAAUCAGACCUGGAGUAUCUGGCCCUCGUGAAGGACAGCAAGGGCAAGUUCCACAUCACCCUGAAGUUCCUCCUGGAGAAUACCAGCAACCAGAGUGCCGACUCCAUCCCCCUCCCGGAGGAUGACAAUGACAACUUUGCCAUGCGGGUAGCCUAUGACCGUGUCAUCCGCUGCCUGGGCUGGAAGUUUGACUUCUCCAUUUUCGACCAGUCCCUCAGACUCUCCUCAGGAACUGAGUUCAGCAAGAAGUACCCACUGAUCAAAGCCAGCUAUGAAUCCAAAGGAAGCCGAGGUCUCUUUAUUCUAGGGACCGCCAGCCACUCGGUGGACUACCGGAAAUCUGCUGGCGGAUUCAUCCAUGGAUUCCGAUACACAGUGCGUGCUGUCCACCGGCUGCUGGAACAUCGGUACCAUGGUAUCUCCUGGCCGUCCACAGAGUACCCCAUCACACAGCUGACCAGCUCCAUCAUUCGGCGUGUAAAUGAGGCUUCUGGGCUGUACCAGAUGUUCAGCGUGCUGGCUGACAUCAUCCUGUUGAAGGAGAACGCUACAGCAUUUGAAUACCUGGAGGAGUUCCCUAUGCAGAUGCUGGCCCAGCUGGAGAUGCUCACAGGGAGGACUGCACGGCACGGGCUCUUUGUCAUCAAUAUGGAAUAUGGCAAAAACUUCUCUGGGCCUGAAAAGGACGUCUUCUAUUAUGACCGGUCUGUGGCACACAUAGAAGAUGCCUGGAUGUCUAACUUCCUUCACCCUGUCAUCUACUACUACAGACACCUCCCCACCGAGCAAGAUAUGCGAUUCCGUCCUGCACAGUGGCCCCUGCCUCGGCCUGUGGCCAUCCACCACAUUGUAGAGGACUUCCUGACUGACUGGACAGCUCCAGUGGGACACAUCCUCCCAUUGAGGCGCUUCCUAGAAAACUGUCUGGACACAGAUCUGCGUAGCUUUUAUGCAGAGUCCUGUUUCCUGUUCACUCUCACACACCAGAGGCUGCCGCCCUUUUGCCAGCAGGGCUACCUGAGAAUGCAGGGGCUCUCAAGCACCAAGAGCCUCCGGCAGCAUGGUGUGGAAAGCAGACUCCUGCAGGACUAUGCGGCCAUGGAGAACAGCAGCAGGGGGCUUGGUGACCACUCCUCAGCUCCAGGGCUUCUGACUCAACCCCUUGACAGCAACAGAGAGGAGCUCUGAGCAUCCACUCCCAGACUAUGGUGGCUGGCACCUCUCCAGGAACCUAUGCCAGGGGAAACCUCUCUCCCACCUUUCAGGCUGCUCAGGACCAUCACAGAGAUAACAGACAACAGGACUGCCUGUAGAGUGCAGAAGGCUGGGAUAAGGUCACAUAGUAGUGUCCCUUCCCGUGCUGGCCCCUGGUGCUAGAUGCAAGGUCAACAGGAGGGCACCUUCUGUCAGGUAUGAGAUGCCUUCCACAUCCAGCUUGUGUCCAGCUUGGACCAUUGCUAAGUAAACACCAUGCUGGUCUUGUGUGUCUGCUUCUAGGACCAGCCAGUCUCCUUUUCUUUUUUCCUUCAGGUUCACUCUGCAGAUGGCCUUGGCUCUACCUGGGGAACAUCUCAAAGCUGAAGGCCCCUCGUUUCCACAGUGGGCGUAUUAGAGUCUAGGCUUAGAGUCUUCAGCAGUCAGGUAGACAGUUGGGAUCUCUGCUUCCCAGUACAGAUAUGGACCCCAACUCAGAAGCAUCAAAUAUCUCCCAGUGUCCUCAUCCAGGAGGCCUGCCCCUAUGCCACUCUUUCUUUCCACACUGUGCCGCCUGCCUUCCCUGGCAGUCAGGCUGGGCAUCACAGACCCAAAGGGCUGGUAUAGGGCAGAGACAGGAAACUCCUGCAAGGUCAUCUGUCCGACUGGUUUCCCAGAAGCAGGGCAUCUCAGUGCUGUCCUGUCCCCAAGAUCACGCUCCCAGGAAUCAGCAGCCCGUGUGUCCCUCUCCCACCUUGCUGCCUGGCAUCCUGAGCCAUAUCUUUCUUGAGCCCUGCCUGGGCAGGUUUAAGGUGAUGCUGUGCCUGCUGCCUUGGGCAUGGAAAUGUUGACACUUGCCCAGCUCCAGGCUGCCCUGAUGCUCCUCCCCUCUGCCUUGCCUUCCCUCCCGAGUGCACGCUCAGCUGACAAAUUAGCAAAGAAGCCAUGAGGAAAGCAUUGCCCACAAGGGCAGCAUGGUGAUCACAUGAUUUUCUGUAGCCCCAGAGUGCAGGUGCUGUUUCUCAUCAGCUCUCUAUCAGUCUUCAUGGAGGCCACUCAAAUGUCCAGGGACACAACCCAAAGCCCCUUCCUGGGAUCAUCCCCUUCUCCAUGGGAGAGUCUUGGCUGGCUCUAAGCCCUCUUAGCCACUUGACCUGCCUGCAGCCAUCUUCCUUUCUGACCUACCAGGUCCUAACAGGACAAUUCAACAACUUCAUGUCACCAGAAGGAACUGUGUACCCCUGAACCUACUUGGGGUAGUUUGCACAGGGCCAAACCUUCUAAGUCACCAUCCAAACCCAGGACGUCAGUGUUGCCAUAUUUCACACAGAUUGACUAGCAAGCCAAACUGGGACUCUGCCAGCCCACCCUCCUCUCCAAAGCAUUUUCAAAUGAGUCUUUGAUUUAGCACUACAAAAUUGAAUCUUGCUCCUUACAUCUCGCCCUCCAGUCAUCGAGGAUGGCUGAGCCACUUGUUUAGUGCCUUAGCAAGUAGCUGGCUGACACCCUUGUAUAAGACAUCUGCUGCUUCCUGUCAUCUGCCAGAUCGUUGAUUCCAUCAAAAUAUCAGGCAGCCUUAUUUGUUUUUAACACGGAGUAUUCCGUUCUUGCUCAAUUGACUAGAGAUGUCUUCUACUUCCCCUACCCUAUAGGGAUUCCAUGUCCUGGCCUGGUACUUAUUAUAUAGCCCAGCCUGCACUUGGACUCAUGGCAAUUCUCCUGCCUCAAACUCUCAAGUACUGGGAUUACAAGCUUGAACCAUAUAACCUUCUCUUUUAAGACUUAUUUUUACUUAUGUGUACUCGUAUGUGGCUGUGUGUGGUAUGUGUACAUGAGUGCAGGUGCCCAGAGACCAGAAGAGAGUGUCAGAGCCCCUUAAAGCUGGAGUUACAGGAGGUUGUGAGCUACCUCGUGUGGGGGCUGUGAACUGAGCUCAAAUCCUCUGGAAGAGCAGUAAGUGCUGAGGCAAUUGCUCUGGAACCCCUUCCCCAUAACUAUUUUAAAGAAAAAAAUUAAAAAUAAGGCAAGCUAAAUGUGGCACACACCAAUAUCCUAGCAUUAGGGUGGCCAACACAGAAGAACUGAGGUUUAAAGCUAGCCUGGGCUACGUGGAGAGUUCCAGUAUGGGCAACUUAAAAAGAUCUUAUCUCAAAGAAGAAACUUUAAAAAAACAAAAAUAACUGGUCUUUAUUCUUAGCAUGCCCAAAGCUCAGGGUGGAGAAUCUCUUGUGAAUUCAAGGCCAUCCUGGUUGACACAGUAAAUUCCAGGCCAGCAAGAGCUAUAUAAUGAGACCCUCUCUCAAUCAAUCAAUCAAUCAAUCAAUCAAUAAGCGGGAAUAAUUACGGUGAAUGAAGUAGUUGAAAUAAGUGAGAGACACGAAGAGUUACGUCACUUCUCAUGAUCAUCUCUUAAGGGGGGUAGGGAAGGGCUGAUGAGUAUGCCCCACAUGACACUGCAUAUGACGUGGUACCUGAUGAGAAGGGGCAGCAGCUGCUUGUAACUGUGGUGAUAGGAAAGCACAGUGGCUCUGCUGGGGCUGCGGGACUAGGUUCUUUAUUCCUCUUUUGAUCAAAUUUGUGUUUAUUUUUCAAAUGUGAUUGUAUGCUACUGAAAUAAAAAUACAUUUAUUUUUAAACAA